AUGAUUAUAUCAAAAGAUCUAUUUCUGUUGGGAGACCAAGACUACUUAAGGCUCCCGAAUAAGGACGAAAAGAGGCCAGCUAUGAUACGACCCGUCGUCAAAUCACAAAGGAUCGACACGACGGGCCACUUCCCGUGCCUGCUGGCCGACCAGCGGCCGCUUCCAGUCCACCUGGCCUUCCGCGGGCUGUCGGCCAGCGCUGGGCCGCGGCCCAUCUUGCGUGACGUCGACGGCCUCGUGCGGCCCGGCCAGGUGCUGGCCGUGAUGGGGCCGAGCGGCUGCGGCAAGACCACGCUGCUCAACGCGCUCAGCGGGAGGCUCAAGCUGGACGCGGGACACAUCUUCUUCAACAGAGAACCGCUGUGCAAAAGAUGGAAACGUAAGAUCUGCUAUGUCCUCCAACAAGACAUUUUCUUCCCUGACCUCACUCUGAGACAAACCCUAGAGUACACAGCAAGACUGAGAUUACCUGACACAAUGAGUUAUUCGCAAAAGAUGCAGUACGUGGACCACAUCAUUGACGUUUUAGAAUUGACAAAUUGUCAAGAUACCAUCAUCGGGGACUAUAUCAAGAGGGGAUUGAGCGGUGGUGAGAAGAAGAGGGCGAAUAUCGCCUGCGAGCUAUUGACGAAUCCCUCAUUGAUGUUGUUAGAUGAGCCUACGUCUGGUCUGGAUUCUCACGCAGCUCACAGUCUGAUGACUACCCUGAAGCGGUACGCGGUAUCAGAAGGCAAAACUGUCGUGCUUACUCUUCACCAACCCUCAUCUCAAAUAUUCCACCUCUGUGAUAAGCUGCUACUCCUAUGUAAUGGUCAGACUGCCUACUACGGGGAUACGUGUAAAGUAGUGGAUUUCUUCAGCAGCAUAGGACUGAACAUCAUGCCGCAUUAUAAUCCUGCCGAUUUCAUUCUGGAACAAGUGAAAGGAUCUUCUGAUCUACAACAAAGGAUCAUAAAUGCGGCGAAAGAAUCCCGAAGAAAUAAGGAUUACCCCAUAGAAUUACAACAUGAUUGUCACUAUAUUAGUGACAAAUAUGACCACUCGAAUAAGAUACUACCACAUAAUCCGUAUUCCAAUAUAGAACAAGAUACUCUGAACGCCAUGGAACCCGAUGUCCGACGUCUCUGGCUGGACACUCACUCGCAUGCAUCAUCUUCAGUGAGCUCUGAAACUAGUGACGCAGAUUGUUAUUUCUCAUGGCCAACCAGCUUCUGGACACAGUUCAAAGUGCUUUCUCAGAGAAACUUCCAGGAAGCGAGACCGAGAAUGUUGUCUAAACUUAAUUGGGUACAAACGAUAGGACUAGGAAUUUUGGCAGGCCUGCUGUGGUUUCAAUUGGAUAGGAAAGAGGAAGCUUUGCAUGACAUACAGGGCUGGAUGUUUUUUUCUACUACAUACUGGAUGUUGUUUGCUCAUUUUGGAGCGCUUAGUUCAUUUCCUCCAGAGCGAGAGGUGAUUAAUAAAGAAAGACAAUCAGGAGCUUACAGACUGUCUGCCUAUUAUUUGGCAAAGAUGAUAGGAGAGCUGCCCUUAACUAUGUCUCUGCCUGCUGUUUAUCAUCUUAUUUCCUACCCUAUGUUAGGUUUCCAUUCACCAAUGGUUUUUCUCACUCUUCUGGGAUUUCUUCUGCUCAACACGAUCGUGGCACAGAGUGUAGGCUUUUUCAUUGGAGCUUGCUGUAUGGAUAUGCAGGUCAGCAUAACCAUCAGUGCCCUCUACACAUUGGCAACGCAACUAUUUGGUGGAUAUUUGGCGACGAACAUACCUGCAUGGUUGACGUGGAUGAAAUACCUUUCAAUGAUACACUAUGCAUAUCAAAAUAUGCAAAUUGUCGAAUUCACUGAUGGAAUUCAGUGUGCUUCACAAUCAAAGUUUAAACUUUGCACCUCUGAUUUGAACCAUAUACCAAUGUCGUCGAUAUUAGAAGCCCAAGGAUCUUACCUCCCUUUAUGGGCCAACACCCUAGUACUAUUGGCGUUCCUACUGGUCUUUCGCGUGUUGGGCUACAUAGUACUCAGGUUCUUCAAGGCUCCCAAGUAA
Molecule: messenger RNA, 2040 nt
Organism: Phaedon cochleariae (mustard beetle)
Lineage: Eukaryota; Metazoa; Arthropoda; Insecta; Coleoptera; Chrysomelidae
Source: the annotation of a GenBank genome assembly